Molecule: messenger RNA, 405 nt
Organism: Staurois parvus
Lineage: Eukaryota; Metazoa; Chordata; Amphibia; Anura; Ranidae
Source: the annotation of a GenBank genome assembly
AUGUUGGCUGCCAUCCACACUCCACCGGGCAACGCUGAUGACAAGAUGCAUUGCAGGAAUUAUAUAGGAAAACAGCUUCAUGUUGGCACAGUGUGUAAUAAAGUGAGGAAUCCUGCAGCCGAUAUUGAUCGGAAGGGACACAUUGUUCAUUCAGAUGGAAGACAAUUUAAGACACCCAUAUGUGUUCCACUGGAUGUGAUGGACACAUUUUCAUGCUUCCGUGAUAGUCUUCAGAAAUCAAAAUAUUCAAGCAGAGCACUUAAACACAGCAGAAAACUAGUGAUGUUAUUUCUUGCUUACAGUCAAGACUUAAAUAUACAAGAAAGGUUGAGCGGUAUGCACACCUCCUAUGGAAAAGUUGGUUUCUCUGCAGGAGCAUUACAAGCUCAUCAGUCUGUCCCUCCA